This is a messenger RNA of Physcomitrium patens, 713 nucleotides long. Lineage: Eukaryota; Viridiplantae; Streptophyta; Bryopsida; Funariales; Funariaceae. The record is from RefSeq and is a predicted model, not a curated record.
AUGCUCGAGUCAUCCAAGUGUCAUUUCUCAGCUCUUGGACAUGGUGUUUUUUCAGACGAGCGUGUAAAAGCUUCCGAAGGCAAAUUGUCCAGGUUUAAAGUAGCAGAAGGAGUUGAAAUCGGUCCAAUCCGAGUGUGGCCGUGCGGCCCCUGUCUCUCGAGAUCAAUUGGAGACUUGGAUGUUGGCGAUUACAUUGUGGCUGUGCCUCACGUGAAGCAGAUCAAACUUUCACCUGCUGGAGGCAGGCUUAUUCUUACGUCGGACGGAGUUUGGGACGCCACUUGCACAAAGAGAGCUGCAAAAUUCUGUCGCGGGGUGCAUCAUCCAGAAACUGCUGCUAGAUAUGUAGUGAAGUGAGAAGAAUCGUACGGGAUUCCAGGAAGCAUAAAGAAGUCGUGGAUUACGAGAUGAUACGACUUGUUUAGUGGUGGAUAUUGCACCACUCGGUUCUCAACCUUUUGCACCACCACUUAAGAAACAAAUGCGGUUCUUGAAGAUGUUUCGCUGUACCGCGGUGAGGGAAGGACAGAUUGCCAGUGAUCUAUCCAUUAUGGAGGAGCUUUUUGAGGAAAACUCAGCAGAACUGACUGAAAGGCAAGUACACAAAUUUUGCUCCUCAUCGGUACUCGCAGACAAAAACACACGUACCGAGCUUCACUUUGGCCGUUCCAGUAGUGCUUUUGUAGAACGUCCUUGUCCAAACAUGCGCUCAU